Molecule: messenger RNA, 801 nt
Organism: Eimeria mitis
Lineage: Eukaryota; Apicomplexa; Conoidasida; Eucoccidiorida; Eimeriidae
Product: SAG family member
Exons: 4
Coding region: 1-801 (266 amino acids)
Source: RefSeq, a predicted model, not a curated record
AUGACGGCCCUUAAACUUUUCUCGCUCGCCUCUGCGUCUGCCUUCCUGAUGGCCAACGCUGUCCAUCAAACCGCAAAGCAAAGCCAAUUGACACCGAGUGAAGGAUCCGCAACCUACACUGUAAAUCUCGGCAAAACUCCAGUGUGCCUCGCCGAAAUCAACAAUGCCCGUGAAGCAGCUGGACUCGCACACUUCAAAGAGGCUACCGAUGAAAUGUGGCCUACAAGUGGACUACAAAGGUCGCAGCAGCAAGCCAACCCAUGGGAUCCUGUUUGUAAAGCUCUGAUAGCAAAAGACUCAGAAGAAGAAGAAACACCAAAGAACGCAGGCACAAGUGAAUUUAAAAGUGCUACAUAUGCCUUCAUGGCCUUAACAACGGACCAGGCGGACUGCGCCGCCGCAGUCGACCACUGGAAGGACGCCGUCAACAAUUUCAGCUCCCUCCCUCCAUCGAAGGCUGAAGACAAAGAACUCUACGACAAACCAGAGAACGUCUCUUUUGUUGCAAUGUACAACCCUUCAGAGAGUGCCAUUGCUGACUGUCGAGUCGUUACCUGCACAGAAACCCCAGCUAACCCAGACCAAGCCGAAUCCUUUAGCUCGCGGAAUAAUGGUGAAGCAAAGACAGGCUACGCUCUACUGUGCAUGACCACUCCUGACCUGAUGACAGCUACUAGUCCUGCUCCCUUCUCGGAGGACCAGUGGAGUAAGAUCAAGGCAUCCCUCACAGGCUCAGCCUCAGUCGCCGCCCCGAGUCUCAUUGCCUUUGCUAUUGCUGCCCUUGGCCUUGCUGCCUUUUGA